AUGAGCUCACCUUCCUCUCCGACGAGAGAGAGCAUCUCAGGUGGGUUGGAAACGGUGAGAAAUACUCUCCAGACUGCGUACCGUCUGUCUUCCUGGCGCGAGAAACAGCCAGAGCCGAGACUAGUGGCAGUGUCAAAGACCAAACCAGCGGAGGUGGUUCGGUGGGCCUACGAGAGCGGACAGAGACACUUUGGAGAAAACUACGUCAAAGAGCUGGUGGAAAAGGCCAAUGACCCCAGUCUAGCCUCCCUGGACAUUCGCUGGCACUUUAUCGGUCAUUUACAGCGAAACAAGUGCAACAGCCUCGUCUCAACACCUGGACUGUGGAUGGUGGAGACGGUCGACUCCGACCGAUUGGCCACUGCUCUAGACAGCAGCUGGAGAAAGAAGCAGACCGAGCAGAGACUCAGAAUCUAUCUCCAGGUGAACACGAGUGGCGAAGAGGCUAAAUCGGGGUGCCAGCCACAGGACAUCCCUCGUUCAGUAGAGCACGUCCGAAACAACUGCCCUGGGCUCGAGUUCCGUGGAUUGAUGACAAUAGGGAGAAUGGGCCACGACUACGCCACAGGACCAAACCCUGACUUUGAGGUUCUGGCAAGAACGAGGGAGGACCUGUGUUCUCAGCUGGGCGUACAGCCUCGGACGGUCGAGCUGAGCAUGGGCAUGUCGGCCGACUUCACACAGGCAGUAGCUGCUGGCAGCAGUAAUGUCAGAGUUGGUUCUAGCAUCUUUGGAGCUAGAGCCCCAAAAACUCCAUCAUCAUAA
Geodia barretti is the source of this 765-nucleotide messenger RNA. The record is from the annotation of a GenBank genome assembly. NCBI's taxonomy places the organism in Eukaryota, Metazoa, Porifera, Demospongiae, Tetractinellida, Geodiidae.